UCGUUGUCUGUCGGUCUGCCUGUCAGACCUGAUCGGAAGAGUGUGCGUAUGUUUUUAACAUCGUUUAUUCGGUUUUCGUUAAUUAAUCGUUGAACGCGUCGUGUCGCAAAUGUUUAUAAAGGUAUAUUUUAAAAGGUCUAGUCAUCCAUUGGUCACUGCUGCGGAAAAUUUCUGAUUAAUCCGUUAUCCGUUGGACCGAAUUUUGCCGGUUUUUUGCGCCGCAACAAUAUCAAGAUGUUGACAUAAACGGUGGCGUACGACUGGAGGUCGUGUCAACCCCYAGGGACCACGGAGACGACGAUGACGACGACAACGGCUGCGAUGGAUACGACUGGAGCCGUUGGAGUUGUUGGAGGAGUAGGAGGGGGUGUUCUUGGUGUCGGAAAACAGCAGCGCAGAGCGUGGCGCAGACAGAGCUUGAAACAAUACAUAAGAGCCCCGACCCAGGACACGGUGGAGAGAACGCCGAAAAAAUGGGCGAGCCUUCGACAGCACCGCAAAACAGCAGAAGAGUCUAUAACGGAAAUGGAAUCAUCACCGCAAACACAAAGACGCACUAAUUGGGCGGUUUAUCAACAUUUUUCCACAGCUUCUGACUCGCCAACUCCUUUGCUGAGCCGCGGUGCCAGCGAAACAGUCAAUUACUCGGAAUCCGAUCAGCAGCCAGACGCGUGCGAAAGGGUUUCACUGUCACCCAACAACAAGUUCGUGCCCGGUCUGUCGGACGAAAAUGGAGACAUUCUACGCGAUUUUUCCAAGCUCGGAUGUUGCCAAAAGAUCACCACGCUGUUGACUUCAUCCCAUCAGUUCAAUAAUUUACAGGUGGAAAUGUUGUACCAAAGAUAUUUUCUGCGAACUAACCAAAGCCACAUGGUCCAUUUGUUGGUGCUGCUCUGUAUACUGUUUACGUGUAUGGCCAUAGCAGUUGUCCUUUCCGACUAUGAGACUCAGGUUCAAUGUUCCUUGCUACUGUUGUGUUGUAUACUUAUUUACCUAGUCAUAAUAGGCAUAGUUUCGCGGUCCGGRUUGAACGAAGUAUACCUAAGUUUCGURUCCUACGUGGUGCUAGCCACUUUCCUGCUGAUCGAGUUGUCUUUCGGCGUGCUUACCAGAUCCCAAGCCGUCACCGUACCCACGUUAGUGUUCGUCUACAUUUCUUACAGUUUGCUUCCGGUCAAGUUACAGUAUGCCAUUGUGGCUGGCACUAUUUUCAUGUUGUCGCAGUUAAUAUUCACCCUGUCAAUGGAACACGGCCUAUCAAAACAGAGUUUUAUUAAUUUGCUAUUGUUGGCGUGCACAAACGUGACUGGUGUAAUGAUGCAUUACCCGAACGAAGUGGCAAAGAGACAAGCAUUCUUGGAGACYAGACAAUGCGUCCAGGCGAGACUGACUACGCAAAAAGUUAAUCAACAACAGGAGAGGCUGCUUUUGUCAGUAUUGCCCCGGCAUGUCGCUAUGGAAAUGAAGGCUGACAUCGCCGGUAAACGUCAUGACAGCAUGUUCCACAAGAUUUAUAUACAAAAGCACGAGAAUGUCAGCAUUUUGUUCGCGGACAUAUGCGGUUUCACUAGUUUAUCCGAUCAGUGUACAGCUCAAGAGCUCGUAAGGCUACUUAACGAAUUAUUUGCGAGGUUCGACCGAUUGGCUCAAGAAAAUGCGUGUUUGCGAAUCAAACUGUUGGGAGACUGUUAUUACUGCGUGAGCGGUCUGCCCGAGCACAGGCCGGACCACGCCAACUGUUGCGUCCAGAUGGGUUUGGACAUGAUCGACGCUAUAACUUUGGUGAGGGACGUGAUGGACGUUAACGUCAACAUGAGGGUAGGAAUACACUCGGGUCGUGUGCACUGCGGCGUCCUGGGACUUUGCAAAUGGCAGUUCGACGUGUGGUCGAACGACGUGACGUUGGCGAAUCAAAUGGAAAGUGGUGGAAUACCCGGGAGAAUACAUAUUACUGCGGACACUCUCAAGUAUUUGGGCAACGCUUACCAAGUAGAACCUGGCAAUGGUGGCGAGAGAAAUGCAUUUCUAAAGGAUCACAACAUUGAAACGUACCUUAUAGUGCCACCGGAAACAACUUAUGUAUCACAAUACUACAAAAAACAGAGUCCUGGUCAUGCUCAUAAUGGCAAUAUAUCAAAAGAAUUCAGAAUCAUGGGACAUAACCAACGUCAUAAUACAUUUACAUGGUCCUAUUUGUUGUUGGGAUGUUUAAUAUUCGGAUGGCUGACGAUCUCCCUGUCGGCGGCAGUAAUCUUUCGCAAUCGUCUGAUGGAACUAUACCAUGAGCAGUGUGACAGCGUGUGCAUAAUGUUCGCGUCCAUACCGAACUUCUCCGAAUUUUACGUAGAAUUGGAGGCCAACAACGAGGGCGUCGAGUGCUUGCGACUGCUGAACGAGAUCAUUGCCGACUUCGACGAGCUGCUCAGUGAACCGCGUUUUCAGUGCAUUGAGAAAAUCAAGUCGACCGGCGCUACGUACAUGGCCGCUUCCGGACUGACCAGACACACUUGCGACAGCAAACAGUACUCACAUGUCACCGCCAUGGCMGACUACGCGCUCAGACUCCGCGAGCAGUUGGCAUACGUUAACGAACACUCGUUCAACAAUUUCCGCAUCAGAAUUGGUAUAAAUAUCGGUUCUGUGGUGGCGGGUGUGAUAGGGGCUAGAAAACCUCAGUACGACAUAUGGGGAAACGCCGUGAACGUGGCAAGCCGAAUGGAUUCGACCGGAGUGUUGGAUAAAAUACAAGUGACCGACGAAGUGUACGAAAUAUUGAAGCUAAAAGGAUACCCGUUGACUUGUCGCGGUGUCAUCGAGGUGAAAGGCAAAGGAAACAUGGUUACCUAUUUUUUGGACAAUUAUGCUCAACAAAAUUAACCGAUGUUGACAUACGUAUUGUUAUUGUUGUUAUUACGAAUCAUAUAAUUAUAUAUGUAUAUAUUAUUAUUAUCGUUGUAAAUAAAAA
Messenger RNA from Diuraphis noxia (Russian wheat aphid), 2965 nucleotides. RefSeq names its product adenylate cyclase type 5-like. Gene Ontology annotation, cellular component: plasma membrane. Gene Ontology annotation, biological process: cAMP biosynthetic process; intracellular signal transduction; adenylate cyclase-activating G protein-coupled receptor signaling pathway. The record is from RefSeq and is a predicted model, not a curated record. Gene Ontology annotation, molecular function: adenylate cyclase activity. NCBI's taxonomy places the organism in Eukaryota, Metazoa, Arthropoda, Insecta, Hemiptera, Aphididae.